GGCCUGCGCUAACCGUUACGGACGCUGAGCGGCGGCGCGCGGCCCACGCCGGCAGUCGCUCCCAAAGCCCCGGGCGCAGCGUCGGCCUUCCGGUGGGGGGCAGCCCGUACAUUGUGAUUGCUCCCUUCCCCGUGCCGGGCGAGAAUCGUGCUUGGAGAAGAUGGAAGGGGAGAAGCGGCCGGCGCCCUACGAGGGCCUGUUUGCGGACGGGCACCUGGUCCUGUGGACUCUGUGCUCGGUGCUACUGCCGGUGUUCAUCACCUUCUGGUGCAGCCUCCAGCGGUCGCGCCGGCAGCUGCACCGCAGGGACAUCUUCCGGAAGAGCAAGCACGGGUGGCGCGACACGGACCUGUUCAGCCAUCCCACCUACUGCUGCGUGUGCGCGCAGCACAUCCUGCAGGGCGCCUUCUGCGACUGCUGCGGGCUGCGCGUGGACGAGGGCUGCCUCAAGAAGGCCGACAAGCGCUUCCAGUGCAAGGAGAUCAUGCUCAAGAGUGACAGCAAGGCCCUGGACGCCAUGCAGCACCACUGGAUUCGGGGCAACGUCCCCCUGUGCAGUUACUGCGUGGUUUGCAAGCAGCAGUGCGGCAGUCAACCCAAGCUCUGCGACUACAGGUGCAUUUGGUGUCAGAAAACAGUACAUGAUGAAUGCAUGAAAAACAGCUUAAAGAAUGAAAAGUGUGAUUUUGGAGAAUUCAAAAACCUCAUCAUUCCACCAGGUUAUUUAACCUCUAUUAAUCAGAUGCGUAAAGACAAAAAAACGGAUUAUGCAAUGCUAGCCUCGAAGCUUGGAAAGCAAUGGACUCCGUUAAUAAUCCUGGCCAACUCUCGCAGUGGAACUAACAUGGGAGAAGGACUGUUGGGAGAAUUUAGGAUCCUCCUAAAUCCAGUCCAGGUUUUUGAUGUAACUAAAACUCCCCCUGUCAAAGCGCUGCAACUUUGUACUCUUCUUCCCUAUUACUCAGCUCGAGUACUUGUUUGUGGUGGGGAUGGGACUGUGGGCUGGGUCCUGGAUGCAGUUGAUGAAAUGAAGAUUAAGGGACAAGAGAAGUACAUUCCACAGGUUGCAGUCUUGCCUCUGGGAACAGGCAACGAUCUGUCCAAUACCUUGGGCUGGGGUACAGGUUACGCAGGAGAAAUCCCAGUCGCACAAGUCUUAAGAAAUGUGAUGGAAGCAGAUGGAAUUAAACUAGACAGAUGGAAAGUUCAAGUAACAAAUAAAGGCUACUACAACUUAAGAAAACCCAAGGAAUUCACAAUGAACAACUAUUUUUCUGUUGGACCUGAUGCUCUUAUGGCUCUCAAUUUUCACGCUCAUCGUGAGAAGGCACCAUCUCUGUUUUCUAGCAGAAUUCUUAAUAAGGCUGUGUACUUAUUUUAUGGAACCAAAGAUUGCUUAGUGCAAGAAUGUAAAGAUUUGAAUAAAAAAGUUGAGCUAGAACUGGAUGGUGAGCGAGUAGAGCUGCCGAAUUUGGAAGGUAUUAUAGUUCUGAACAUUGGCUACUGGGGCGGUGGCUGCAGACUGUGGGAAGGGAUGGGAGACGAGACUUACCCUCUUGCCAGGCACGAUGAUGGUUUACUCGAAGUCGUUGGAGUAUAUGGGUCUUUCCACUGUGCUCAGAUUCAAGUGAAACUGGCAAAUCCUUUUCGAAUAGGACAAGCACACACGGUGCGGCUGAUACUGAAGUGUUCGAUGAUGCCAAUGCAGGUAGAUGGGGAGCCGUGGGCCCAAGGGCCCUGCAUCGUCACCAUAACCCACAAGACACAUGCACUGAUGCUGUAUUUCUCUGGAGAGCAAACAGAUGAUGACAUCUCUAGUACUUCGGAUCCAGAGGACACGAAGGAAACUGAGUAGGUGGAUGAGGAAAUGAGAACUUAGUACAGAAUCCUCACAAAUGAGUAGAUGCGUAUUCCUCCAUAAUAGAACUUCUCUGUCAUCUAGUUUAGUCUUCGUUUCAUCAGUAGUGUGAUGGGUAUACAUUUAUGUAAAUAGCAUUCCAAGAACAGCCAGACUUCAGUUGUUUUCAGAUGCCUGGUCUUUUUUCAGCAAGUGCUUUGGUCAUAUAGCACUAACUGUUAAAAGUCCCAGAACAUCCCAAGAAGGCUUUAUGUCUGAGUGGGUGCACUGAAGUCUGUACUCUCGUUCCUUAUUCUUGCACCACACAGUUGAUGGACACAUACAUCCGACAAGACAUGGGUGGAGGAAAAAUCAUUUCCAUCUUAAUUGAUAAUGUGAUGAUACCAUAACAUUUAAAAAAUGACUUGUUGUUUUGAAAGGAGAUGGUGGUGUCAGACGGCAUGGUUCGUGCUGGCCGUCCUCUGCAGCUGCCUCUUAAUAAGGUCUUCUCCAGCCCAGCACCAAAUGGGUCCCUAAGUGUCUAAUUCCAGGAACCCUAAAAGGAGAGGUGUAAAAGAAAGACAGUAUUUAAAGUUUUUAUUUGAAGUUUCCUUUUAGGAGCGUUUUCCGUCCCCUAGUGUUGUUUGGUUACCUCUGUUAGUGAUCAAGUUGAACCAAAAUUCAGCAUCUUGUUUAUAUCCCACUAUAGCCAAAAGCAAACCACGUAGGUGAAUUGUAAAAGUUAACAUUCAGAGCACUUUGGAUUGCAAGUUACAGGUUUCGAGCUGGAUGGUUCAACAACUUCCCUUUUGAGUAAAAGACAAUGUCAACAAUUCAAAAACAUGUCCUAAAGAAAAUUUACUAGUCAGAUUAAUUGCUCAAAAAAGUUCAGUAUUGAUUGGUAAGUUUUUAAAAUGUAGUGGUCUUGUAGUAUUUUGAAAUAGAGUAGUCUUUUAUAUCCAAAGUACUUAACAGAAUUUCCCCUUGGGGAAGUGGACAGAAUCAUCUGCUAAAAUGUUUAUAUCUUAUUUAUUUUAAAAUGAGAGAUUUAUUUUUUUUACUUAUUUAUUUUCUUCGUUGUGGUAUACCUGUGUUUAGUGUUUACAAUAUAUUGUUUUAUUUGGUAAACUGAUCGCAUAAAUACUGUUACUCACAAUCAGAUAGACAUGCAGUCCAUUGAUUAAUAAUUAAAAUGUGUAAUUUAAUUAUCCUGGCAGUAUAUUAUUGAGAUAUUCUCAUUCUUCAGAAAUAUUCCUCUGUUUUUAAAAACAGAAGGGGAUUUAAAGCACUGGCAAACUACUUUUGGGUAGCUGAAGUUGUUUCAGUAUUUUAUCUGACCCUCAAUUGCCAAAAACGUACCGCAGGGCUGACUCAUGGUUCGCCUGGGAGCCGGCUCCCCUCCUACUUGCCACCCUGCUCCCCAGGUCUGCAGCUGGUCCUCCCUGGGGGGCCUCCAGCCUGGGGUUUUUAUGACAAAUGGCCCACUUGUGAGCGUGGUGGUCUUUAAUGACACUAACCUCUGAAAGAUUAGAAAGUAUCCCGCAAGACACCAUUGGCUCCUCUAAAGGAUUUGUUAUGAAUCUACCGUCUAUUAUAAAGCGCCAUAAACUUAAGUUUCCGUCACCUUCGGGCUCAGGCCGUAUUUUGAAGGAACAACUAAGUAAGUAGAGUAUACAGCAGUCAGUGCACUAUAUAGAAUAUUUUUAUUUUGCUUAAAUUAACCUCUUCCAGAUCUCAGUGGGAGAAGAAGCUCAGUUCUAGUACUGAAAGAUUUUGUGAGCAGAUCUGUUUUCACCUUGUUGAUACACCUCUCACAGUAGGCUACCUGUUGAGGUGGAGGGAGAGUUUGUAGAUUUUCUUUCAUGGGCUGAUCAUGUUUUGAGUAUAAUGAGUUUCGUUCUUUAAUUCAUGGUCAGAAUUGUUACAGGCAUCACAUUUUACAAAUACACUGUUAAUUCAUUUUGCUUAGGCUAUAUUUUAUCUAUAAUUCAUAGUGCUAAUUAUACAAUCAAAGUAAAUAGUUAAUAUGGGAUACCAAAAUAACUGUGUAGUUUUUUUAAUUGUUAAAACUGUACUCUAACCAUAAUGUUACAUUGGAUUUAGAACAGGUUUUUUUUAAAAAAAAAAAAAAGUUUAUAUACAACACUCAUUUAUUUAAAAACAAAUUGGUUUUUCAAUUUUCAUAAUCCAGUGAAGUUUUCUCCCUAUUUGACACUUUAUGAAGUUUUUCUUACCUUAUUCUCUCAUUCAGAUUUAAUUUUUAUUAGGAAAGUUAUUUCAGAAUACCAUAUCAUAAAACAUACUAUCUUAUUUUAGAAAAAUCCACUAAUUUUUAGGCACAUUUACCCAGCAUUUCAAAUAAAUGUAGAGGCAUGUGCCUUGUUUUAAGUAAGUACAAUUUACAAGACUAAUGUUUGCAAGUUACAUAUUAGGAUAGCCGUUGUUGACAUUACCAGGGAUUCUGCACUUUACAAAAAAUAAUUUGCCACAGGAUGUUUCUGUUCCAUUUUAAACUGUCUUGAUUUUUUAAAAAAUAAUAACUUCUACAUUCUCAGGAAGAAAUAUAUGAAGUAAAGCACGUCUCCAUGUCUGUUUUCAGACUUCUCCCAUCUUUUGCUGUCCUAAUACAUUCCUGACUCCUCACAAGCCCAGUAUCUUAAAUACUGAAUACCUGGCAGCUCUUAUGGGUCCCAUAAGUAGAUGGUGAUAAUUUUCAGUGCUUUGUUAUGUUUAAUAGAAAUCAAAACUGACCUGUUUUUAAAUACAGGUUGUCUGAUGGUAAGAUUACAUGAUCUGAAAUGUGUCUUAGGUUUUCUGCAACAAUUUAGCUGUGAACCCUUAAUGUAGCUAAUGUUUAUAAAAAUUUUAUGGUCAAAAUUAUUUAUUUUUAUUUUUUUAGGAUGUGUCAGAAACGUGUAGUAUUUGCUUUUUGAAACAUGUUUGCCUACUUAGAGCUAGAAAAUGUACUGUGACUCAGAAAUUGUAAUCAGUCCUUUUUGCACUGUAAAAAUGAAUAUUACCAGCAUGUCAAAAGAAAAAUAGCGUGCAUUUGUAAUACAAGGUAAAAUUGUAUUUAAUGUACAGUAUGGAAUUUAAAAUUUGCACUAUCUAGGAAGCUGUAAAGGUUAUAUUAAUUUACAGAUUCAUGUGGAUCCAAAAAUGUCAUUUGUAUGUAUUCAGCUGAAAAGGUCAAAAGGUUUUUUCCCUCGAAAUGAUAAUACUGAAACACGAACCAGCAAUUUAUAUUCAGACUUUUUUUAAUUCUGCCUAAUUUGGGACAAUGAAACAUAGGUAGAUUUAUUUUUUAAAAAAUCUAGAAAUGUAAAAAGAAAAAGUAGUAGUGUUGUUACUCUAUCCCAAUCUGAAUGAAGAUGUAGUCUCAGAGACAAGACAAAAGAGGUUGUUUUGGUUUUGCUUUUUAAAAGUAUGCCCCUGCCUUCUGCAAAUUUUCCCUUCAAGGCUUAUCUCCUGUUUCUCAAAGUAUGAUCUGCAGUCUGUCUG
Messenger RNA from Vicugna pacos (alpaca), 5338 nucleotides. Lineage: Eukaryota; Metazoa; Chordata; Mammalia; Artiodactyla; Camelidae. The record is from RefSeq and is a predicted model, not a curated record.